Messenger RNA from Anopheles bellator, 878 nucleotides. It is a transcript of the gene ND-19, whose product is annotated as NADH dehydrogenase [ubiquinone] 1 alpha subcomplex subunit 8. Bases 187 to 714 code for a protein of 175 amino acids. Gene Ontology annotation, biological process: mitochondrial electron transport, NADH to ubiquinone. The record is from RefSeq and is a predicted model, not a curated record. Lineage: Eukaryota; Metazoa; Arthropoda; Insecta; Diptera; Culicidae. The transcript is spliced from 3 exons.
AAGAAAAGGAGCUUAAAAUUUUCAUUCAUCCGCUCAGCUGGCAAAGGUUUUAGGACCUCGUUCGGUGCGAUUUUCUCUCGGAUUUUCGCGCACGGAGGCCAGAGCGGUCCGUUAAACGGUCGAUAGGAACGAAAGAAGAAGAACCGGUCGGGGAAGCGAGCUUCUUGCGUUCUGCUGCGUGCCACCAUGGUUAUUACGAAGGAUACCUACCUUCCGCCGGAGGAAGAACUCACCGUGCCGGAAAUCAAUCUCUCUGGUCCAGCUCUUCGGGCCGGUGCCUUUCAUUUGGGCAAAUAUUGUGAGGCGCAGAAUAAUGAGUUCAUGUUAUGUCGCCAGGAGCUGGAUGAUCCGAGAGCUUGUAUCAACGAGGGCAAGGCGGUGACCAGCUGUGCGUUUGAGUUUUUCCGGAAAUUGAAAAAAACCUGCGCCCAAGAGUUCACGCAGUACGCAAACUGUUUGGACAUGAGCAGCGGUGAUUUGGCGUUCAAGCACUGCCGCAAAACACAAGGAGUGUACGAUAAGUGUGUGCUGGACAAUCUGGAGCUGGAACGUCCCGACUUUGGUUAUUUCUGUCGCGCAAAGGUUCACGCCACCGAGCGUCCAGCACCGCCGAAGAAGGAAAAGACCGUGUAUUCCGAUGCCACCCCUGGGCUGCCGGAAGAUUAUCCAAGGGAACCGGCAAAGUAUGGUUCACGGUUCCACUGGUUGAAUUAAUGAUGAAGGUGCGAAUGGUGGACGAAGAUGAAUCGCGGCUGGUGUAGAUAAGCGAUGGUGUGUGUGUUCGGAAGCGCGAACCGACCGGCAUUGUUAGAAGACAUCAUCGGAAUCGUUUCUUUAGCUACAGUAAAGCGUUGCUUAACACAAUGGUAAACAUCCGU